CUUACUCUUACUUUCCCUCGCUCUGCUGACGCUUUCAACCUACUGUAUUUACAUUAUUAAAAAAAAAUAAGAAAUAUAUUAUGUAAAGGUUAACUUAUAUCAAAGCGAUAAAACAAUUUGAUACUAGUGUGUUGUAAUUUAUAUCUCGAAGAGUGAAAAUGUCUGUUGCUUUUGCACCUCGAGGUAACCGACCUCAAUUAAGCCCAGCACAAAUCCAAAAAAUGUUGGAUGAAAAUGCACAUUUAAUACAAACAAUUCAAGAAUAUCAAGCUAAAGGCCAGCUAAUGGAAUGCCACCAAUAUCAGCAAGUUUUACAUAGGAAUUUGGUUUAUUUAGCAACUGUGGCAGAUGCCAAUCAGAAUAUUCAAGCUCUUCUACCGCCACCACAUCAAUUAGCUGCUGGUAAUGUGCAACAAGGUCCACUAAACCCACCUACUAGUGGAGCUGAUGUCCCAGGAUCACCUCAACAACCAUACAGGCCACCAUCUGGGAUUUCAUCUACACCAACUAGACCAACUCAAUCAUAUGGUCAGAGACCAUACCUGCAAAAUCAGUAUCAAGGACAGUAUCAAGGGGCUCCAGGUGUCUACCCACCUCAAGCUAGUUACGGACCACCAGGGCAGGGAUAUGGACCUCCUAACCCUACGCAACAACCACAGGGCUAUCCUCCAAAUUCAACUUAUGGCCCACCCAUUACCACUUCUCCCAAUAAUUAUCCUCCAUCAACACAUCCAGGUCCUGGAUAUCCCCAAUCAGCUAGUCAGCAACCGUAUGCUCCUCCACCAGGUAGUCCAGCUGCAGCAGGCUCACCAUAUCCUGUACGUGGUUCAAGUCAACCGGCAUACACAGGAAAUUCAGGUUAUGCACCUCCUCAAUCUGGUGCAAAUUAUCCAAAUGUUGGUGUUAGUUCUUAUAAUUCAACUACAUCCCAACCUCAGCCAUAUCAAUCUCAACCUUUUCCAAAUACUACUCCAACUUCUGCAUAUAGCUCAACUCCUAUUUCACAACCUAAUCGCUCCCCACAACCUCCUCCUAGUGGAUACACAUCACAAAAUCCAACAAGCACGGGAUAUGGUUCACCAUCGGCUCAAUCGCCGACUUACAAUUCUAGUUCUCAUGGAAAUAAUGUCCCUCCAUCAACAGUAGCAUCAGGUGCUCCACCACAAACUGGUCCCCCAGGGCAACAAUAUCCACCAACUGGUCAACCCUCCCCGUAUCCACCAGCAACACAACCACCUUAUUCUAAUCCUUCUUCUCAACCUGGAAGUCCAGCUCCCUCAGUAUCUACAGCUCCUCCUCCACAAUCGUCAUAUCCUCAAAACCCUCAAAAUUAUCCCCCAGGAGGUGGAGCUUAUCCUCCUCAUGCUUAUCAACAAGGUUAUCCUCCAGCUCAGUACCCACCUUCUCCUUAUCCCUAUGCUCGCGCUCCUGCACCUGGCGCGCCGCCCCCUGGAGCUCCACAACCAUAUCCUGGUUAUGGAUUUCAGCCUCCUAAUCAGCAAUAGUUUUCGACUCAAUUUAAAUAAAAUGAUUAAGUUAAAAGCUAAAAAAUUAGUCCUACAAAAUCGCUUGAUCUUCUUUCGGAGUAAAUUAAAUCUUACAGACUAAGCUUAUUAUAUCAUCAUCAAUAAAUUAAUUUAAUAUGAAUUUUAAGAUAGUUUAGAGAAUAAUCUAAAGAUUAAGUAAUAAUAGUAUAGUUACAAUUAAUUUGUUUUUAUAGUAUUAAAGUUUUGGCAUUUUUUCUUUUAAAAAGAAUGCCAUUCUAGGAAUAAGUUAAUGGAUUUAAGUAGUCUUUUUAAUUGUAUAAAUAGGUAAAAAUAAAUGUCACUGAAAAUACAAUUUAUUUGUUAUCAUUAUUUAUUACUAUUACUAAAA
This is a messenger RNA of Nymphalis io (European peacock), 1875 nucleotides long. RefSeq lists its product as uncharacterized. The transcript has 2 exons. NCBI's taxonomy places the organism in Eukaryota, Metazoa, Arthropoda, Insecta, Lepidoptera, Nymphalidae. The record is from RefSeq and is a predicted model, not a curated record. The coding region runs from base 159 to 1505 and encodes 448 amino acids.